UCCUGAAAAAGUUACCAGUGCUUCCAACAAGCGUUUUUAAAGAACAUCCAUCUUUGCAAGUUUGCAAGGAUAAAGUAAUAACAUACUACAAAAAGCUUUUAGGUCAGUCUAGAGGAGAAGCUAUUGUCAAUUAUAUGAGCAUAGUAGAAAGCUUGCCUACAUAUGGAAUUCAUUAUUAUGAAGUAAAGGACAAAGCAGGGAUACCUUGGUGGCUUGGGCUUAAUUAUAAAGGAAUUAGUCAAUAUGACUUCAUAGACAGAAAGAACCCCAGAAAGAUUUUUCCAUGGAAACAUUUAGAUAAUUUGUACUUCAGGGACAGGAAAUUUUCUAUUGAAGUUCACAGUCCAAGAAGAGUGGUGCAUACUCUAAGCAGUUUUAACCUGUAUGAGGAUGCCAUUGAAGAACCUUUGGAAGACUUGGAUGAACUCUCAGAUGCAAUAACUGAUCCCACAACACAAGUUUCUGUAAGUAGACGUACCUUUGGUCCUGGGAAUGUUACAGUUUAUGUUUGGUUUGCAAUAAACCAAGCUCUUACUAAAUGCAUUUGGUCAAUGGCUGUAGCUCAACACCAGUUUUAUCUGGACAAGAAACACUGCAAAAGUCGAGUAAGCAUUGUUCGUAGCCUCGGUGAUAUAGCAAAUGACCUGUCACGUAGUAUACAUUCCUUAUCUUCAGCUAGUUCAUCAUCCAACUUGAGUCAUAGUGCUAGUUUACACAGCCUUUCCAGUCUUAAAACAGAAGGUGAACAGAGUGAAGAGAUUCAAUUGUUUAAACAAGACAUGUUGGCUGUAUUGAAGGCUAGGAAAGAAGCCCUGGAAGAGGCCUUGAAGAAAAAGAAAGAGGAUCUCAGAAUACUCUGCAUAAAAGAAGGAGAACUAACAGGAGAGCUACCACCCGAAAUACCACUUGCUCCUGGAGAACUUCCACCCACAGUGAAGCAAAGCGCAGGACAAACAUUAACUAUCGUUGAUAAGCUGAUUACUAAAGCUAAAUCUAAAGAGGAGGAAGCUUUAGGAAAGCUCGAGCUACAAUAUGAAAUCCAGAGCAAAAUCACCAAUGCAGCAUUACAGCUUGUUAAUGAUUUCAGUGCAAAAAAGACAGUAAGAAAACAGAGAAGAACAGCUUAUCAACAAGCCCAAACCAAGCUAGAGGAUUUGGAACAAAGAUUGGAAAUACUUCGAAAACAAGCUGAAGCUGUGCAAACAAAGAAGAACAAACAGUCUUCAGAUGGUGAGGCCAGUGAAGACAACCUGAGUCAAUCUACAGAUGAAAAUGAAAUUGUCUUUCCUGACAAGACUGUUGACUUAUCCGACCUUGAUCUUACACUGUCUCCAAGACCAACCAAGUUGGAGGAAACUAACAAUCAAGUCAACAGAGUUUUAACUCCAAAUAAAGUUCCAUCGCCUGUACCAAGUUCAUCAUCAUCAUCUCUACAACUUUCAGCAACAUCAAUGGGGCCAAGCUCUGCUCCCCCCACCCCUACUAAGCCUCGGCACUGUCAUGCAUUUCACAUCAAUGGCUCUAGUACUUUGCCAUCUGCUAAUCCUUUUUCUCGCUCAAGUUCAUCGAGGGGCUCUUCUCAUAGUCUUUGCAACCAAAGACCAAAGAUCGGACCUAUGUAUCACAGCAGGCCAUCUAGCCAUACUGAGCAUUACACAAGAUCAGGAUCUCAGUCCACAGUUGGGUCAGAUUCAUAUGAUAAUGUGAGUGCUGGUGGGGGACAUGGUCCAUUCUUACAAAGUCCUUAUCAAAACAGAUUUGAAUCCAGCUUGAAUUUGGAGGGUUCAAACCUGUACAGUGUUCCAACUCAGCGUACGAGUCAAGCUUUCAGUACUCAAGAUGAUAUAUUAGCCUUGAAUUCUUCAGAAAUACAAGACUUGGGCCUCAUGUCUAGGCACAAUAGUCUGGAAACUCGUCAUAGGAGUAGUGUCCGGCAACGUAAAGCCCGACUUGCCAGUGAAGGUCUUCCUUCUCGACCUACUAUGAACAUAUCACCUUCUUAUGAUGAAAGACUGUGUCAUCUCCGCACCCUGGAGGAAGGUCAGAGAACUGUAAACAACAUUUUUCAUCACCAUCAUAACUCCAACCAUCAUCAUUAUUAUCAGCAUCCCAAGAAACACCACAGUUCCUCAAAGCCAGACUCUCAAAGCUUGGGUUGUCUUGAUUAUCAUCCAAAUGAGGAUUAUCCUGUAUUUGACAAUCCAUCUAGUAGUUUAACUGAAACAACUGAACAUUCCUUCUCAGAAAACAAGCUGGGCAACAGUCCUCUAGUCCAGUCUGUUGCUCAAUAUAACUUUGUGGAAAACCUUCGUGUCAGCAUACCUGAACUGAAUCGUAAUGUUAAAGGAAGACGCCACUGGCUCAUGGACUCUCAGUGUGUACAACAAAUUGAUCAGAAAACUUCCCCAAUUUCUGUUUACCUUAAUACAUUAAGUCCUAAGUUGCACAGAGACAUUGAUGUUUAUGAUGACUGCAAUUUAGGACAGUUUUCACUCAAAAAUGCUCAAACUCAAGAUUUUCCUGUGGAUUGUUCUCAAACUCUCUCUCCCAAGCCCAAAACAAAAGACUGGUUGGAAACUUCACUAGAUUCUCCCCUACCUCCAAGAAAGUCUAGGUCUAUGGAAAGUCAAAAUAGGUCAUCUGGUAAUACCCAUCUUCCGGUAAUUCAAGUUACAGCUGCAAAUGCAGAGCUUAAAGAACUGGUAAAUCUUCCACAGCAGGAAGAGGAGAGAGUAACAGUUCUUCCAGGUACCCAAGUAGGCAUGCCCCAAGUUCCAGCAAUAUUACAAUCACCUUCUUGGAGCAAUACAGAAAAAACUUUAUCCCCACACAAGGCAUUGAUCAUGGAAAAUUGCAUGUCUUUUUCACCACCACCUCCAUCUUUUUCAGUACAUAAAGCAGGUGUAGAAGUGAAUGUAGUCAGUAUCGGACGUUUUCAACCUUCCCGGGAAGAGACUAAACCUUACGAGAUAUCAGACUUCUACAAGUACAGCACCAAGCACCGUAAACAAACCUCUAUAAUGACUGAUAGUUAUGCCAGUGAGUCAAACCUUCAGGUCAGUGUUAACGGACAACAAACAGGGCAAGCAAACUUUGCAACUGAAAUGUUAGUCGGUCCUGAACCCGAUUCAACCAUGAGUCAGCUCUCUCCUAUUGUCCCGGUUUGUUUUACAAGAAACCAGGAAUAUGGGGAUCAAUUUCGUCAAGUUAGCCCACAAAAAGAUUUCUGCCAACCUCUUCUCUACCCCCAGGCACAAUCAGUAUAUUCUCCUAGCAGCUCUAUCCCUGUUAACGUGGAUAUUUCUUGCAGAUUCACUGAAAAUACUCUGACCCCUGAAAGCAGUUUUUCCUUUGAAAGAAGUGCUUCCUGCAUUUCCUUGGCUCAAGACUUCCAUGAAGAAAUGCUGGCAUGGUAUGAAGACCAGGAUAAUGUCAAGAAUGCUACUCUUGUGUGAAGUUCCAGAAAGAGAAUCGUAGAAAUGGCUAUGAAGAGACCUAACCUAGAGCUUUCAUGAUGUCUGCAACAUAGUUAAUAAAGACUCGCUCAUAGAAAGGAGUUUAUUUUGCAGAAUGUUUUUGAAUCUCACUUUUUCUUUUCAAUUAGCAAACAGUUGUAAAAUAAUGGUAAAUUUUUUUAUUAGUUCUUGAAUUUUACCCUUAUGCAUUCUCUAGUAAAAGAUAUUUGUAGAUGUUUGGGAAUAAUACAAGAUACUUGCUCAGUUUUUGUUCGUAAAAGUAAACAAUCAUUUAAAUUUAUGGUCAGUGUACUUCUGAUGGACAUAGUGUGAUUAUAACUAUAUAUUCAUAUAUAUACAUAUAUAUCUGUAGUUUGCGUGUUUGGCAAACAUUUUUAGGGAGCGUGGGAUUUAAUUAUUUACUAAUUCCUGUAAAUCUUGACAUAUCAAUGCCAGUAUCUGGAGCUAGAGUAUUUAUUUAUCACUUUCUGUAAAGUUGUUUUGUACAGCCUUGCAUGUAUUGUUUUUAUGUGUAUAUAGAUAUGUAUACAUGCCAUCAAAGCUCACAUAAAAUACAGAUUUAUUAUUGCU
Limulus polyphemus (Atlantic horseshoe crab) is the source of this 4046-nucleotide messenger RNA. Its product is annotated as FERM domain-containing protein 4A-like. The record is from RefSeq and is a predicted model, not a curated record. NCBI's taxonomy places the organism in Eukaryota, Metazoa, Arthropoda, Merostomata, Xiphosura, Limulidae. The transcript is spliced from 18 exons. Gene Ontology annotation, cellular component: cytoskeleton. Bases 135 to 3455 code for a protein of 1106 amino acids. Gene Ontology annotation, biological process: establishment of epithelial cell polarity.